Meloidogyne enterolobii is the source of this 204-nucleotide messenger RNA. The record is from the annotation of a GenBank genome assembly. Lineage: Eukaryota; Metazoa; Nematoda; Chromadorea; Rhabditida; Meloidogynidae.
AUGCAUCACAGAUGUGCAAAAACUUGUGCUGUUUGUUUUAAAAUUGGGGAAAUUUGUGUUGAUAUUAUUAAAAGAAUUGAUUGUCUUUUUUGGCAAUCUAAAGGUUUUUGUACAAAUAAAGCCUAUUCGAAGGGAAUGAAGAUGAAACAAUGUGCUUUUACUUGUGGAUUAUGUCCAGUUGGAAUUGUGAAUGGCCGGAGAUAA